Messenger RNA from Dibothriocephalus latus, 456 nucleotides. Lineage: Eukaryota; Metazoa; Platyhelminthes; Cestoda; Diphyllobothriidea; Diphyllobothriidae. The record is from the annotation of a GenBank genome assembly.
AUGGGACUCCGAUUUCUUUGCAGGUCUAAACGUACAUUUGACCUGAUACCAAUACUGUCGGAGGAGGAACUUGCGGAUGAUGCACAGAGACCAUCCAGUGCAGAUGAACAAGUUCAUAAACAAUCUGACCAACCAGACGGACAGCAAGGGGAUUUGGGGAAACACCAAACUGAUGAUAAAUCACAAAAGCAGAUUGAAUUGUACCUGGAGGGCUUGAGUGCUGCUGUUACGGCGGAGAACUUGCGGACCCACUUUUCACACUAUGGUGAGGUGCUGGCUGUGGAUGUGCCUGUAGGUCUCUCAUCUAAUAGGCCCUAUGGACAUGGAUGCAUUACCCUGCGGCUGACAGUUAAUGAAAGCCAACUGUUUGAAGCAGAACAUGUUAUAGAUGGACUCACGAUAAAGGUUAAGGAGCGGCGUUUGUCGGAUAAUUUGGAAAAUACCUCCGUAAGGUAG